Molecule: messenger RNA, 989 nt
Organism: Drosophila ficusphila
Lineage: Eukaryota; Metazoa; Arthropoda; Insecta; Diptera; Drosophilidae
Product: threonine-rich protein
Exons: 2
Coding region: 1-912 (303 amino acids)
Source: RefSeq, a predicted model, not a curated record
AUGUCAAACUUAAGUUUUCCUCAACUUCUUCUGGCACUGCUGCUUUUUGCAAGCGGUUGUGUUUUGGGAUCGGAAAAAUGCAUUUAUUGUCGGGGAAUAAAUUGCCAAAGGAGUAGUUAUGAAGCGGAAGAAGGAUGCUCUGAUCGAUUGGAUGCCUGUGUGAGUGUUUUUCAAGGUGGCAUUAUUCAGGCGCAAGGAUGUCUGGAAAAUCUGGAAGACGAUUGGAGAGAAAAGUGCUUUAAAACUAAUAAAGGAAAUGGUAUAGAUUGCGAGAUCUGUGUGACAGAAAAAUGCAAUAAUUUGGGAUCUAAACUAGCUAGCUGUCUUCAGUGCAACAAUACCGUAGACUCCGAGUGUGCCGAAUCUCCUGGUCUUCUAAAAGCUGUACAAUGUCCUAUUGCCAGAACAGGCAGAAGUUUUUGCUAUGCCAGUUUGGAGGGAGACGUUUUGGAAAGAGGAUGCUCUCUGACCCUUGCAAAUCAAUUAAAUUGCUUAGCGAAUCCAAAUUGCCAUUUAUGUGAUCCCUUAGAGCAAGCCCACUGCAAUGAUAUGAUUGUUAAAGCAGAUGAUUCUCCAACCACUGAACUACCAUCAGAAUCCACAAGUUCAUCCACUGAGUCAACGCCUAAUUCAACAGUUACUACAGAACCAACAUCAAGUUCUUCCACAACUUCUUCAACAAGCUCUUCAUCAAGUUCUUCUACAACUUCUACAACAAGUUCUCCAACAAGUAUUCCAACAAAUUCACCAGAAACUACACAAUCCACCACAGAACCCUCUACAACUGAAGAAAUACCCACCACAACGAACAAACCCAAUUCGGCUUUCGGAUUCCAUGUCUCAUUUUUCCUGAUCUUUGCUCAAUUGGCACUUUUUAUUACAACCCACUUAAGUAAUGAAAACAUAGUUUAAGCUCCGAUUCCCACGACCUUCACCAAACCAAAUCUUUGUAUGAACGAUUAAACGAAUUUUUAUGAUACCACCAUAAA